Molecule: messenger RNA, 522 nt
Organism: Hydatigera taeniaeformis
Lineage: Eukaryota; Metazoa; Platyhelminthes; Cestoda; Cyclophyllidea; Taeniidae
Source: the annotation of a GenBank genome assembly
AUGCCCUGCAUUGUCUACAUCUUCACAAUUGCCCUUCUUGGUUGGGUGGGAUCGAUUAGCACCGAUGUCCACAAUCACCCCUUCUUUGAGCUCAACGCCAAUCCCUGUCAGGAGGACCCGGGAUUUUGCUUUUCAGUGCCAACACCGCCCCAGGAUUUAACGCUAGACAACUUUCAAAAGGAGACCGCCUUAACAGGUGGCGGUUUUCCAAGGGACUAUAUAGUACUGAAGUUGCAAUGGAAACCCCCAGAAGAGACCUACGGCGAACUGAAGGGUUACCAAGUGUCGUUUCGUCUAGUUGGACCGCCAGAAUUGCUAAUGACGACCAAACCUUCCGAAGGCGAGAAUGCGAAAUUGGGUGAUGGUUCACAGGUCACUCCCACCCACGCUGUACGACGGAAUGUCACAGGAACCUCGUACACAUCCACGCAAAUUGAUAACAUUCGUGAGUUUAAAAAAGUGAAUUUAUUAUACUUGAGAGCAAUUUCAUGGACAUGCAUGCAUGUAAAAGCAUUGCAUUGA